This is a messenger RNA of Panicum hallii, 2518 nucleotides long. RefSeq names its product auxin response factor 8-like. The record is from RefSeq and is a predicted model, not a curated record. The transcript is spliced from 3 exons. Gene Ontology annotation, molecular function: DNA binding; protein binding. Gene Ontology annotation, biological process: regulation of DNA-templated transcription; response to hormone. NCBI's taxonomy places the organism in Eukaryota, Viridiplantae, Streptophyta, Magnoliopsida, Poales, Poaceae. Gene Ontology annotation, cellular component: nucleus. Bases 137 to 2209 code for a protein of 690 amino acids.
UCCUGCUCGUUACCGCGAGAACAGGCGCCGGUUACACACGGCACGCACCCGCUCGUCUUCGUCUCCUCCACCUCCACCUCCGACUCCCGCGGCCUCCACUCCACCGGCCCCUCGCCGCGGCGCGCGUGCGCUCCCGAUGAUCACGUUCGCGGACCUGACGGAGCCGGCCGCCGAGCGCGGCGUGGACCGGCAGCUGUGGCUGGCCUGCGCGGGCGGGAUGUGCACCGUGCCGCCCGUGGGCGCCGGCGUCUACUACUUCCCGCAGGGCCACGCGGAGCACGCGCGGGGCCUCGCCGGGGCGGCCGACCUCUCCGCGGCGCGCGUCCCGGCGCUCGUCCCCUGCCGCGUCGCUGCCGUGCGCUACAUGGCCGACCCGGACACCGACGAGGUCUUCGCCAGGAUCCGCCUCGCCCCGCUCCGCGCCGGGGAGGCGGACGCCGGCCCCGACGACGACGCGGCCACGGACGGCGAGCGGGAGAAGCCGGCGUCGUUCGCCAAGACGCUGACGCAGUCCGACGCCAACAACGGCGGCGGGUUCUCCGUGCCGCGGUACUGCGCGGAGACCAUCUUCCCACGGCUCGACUACGCGGCCGACCCGCCCGUGCAGACCGUCGUCGCCAAGGACGUGCACGGGGUCGCCUGGAAGUUCCGCCACAUCUACCGGGGCACGCCGCGCCGGCACCUGCUCACCACGGGGUGGAGCACGUUCGUCAACCAGAAGAAGCUCGUCGCGGGGGACUCCAUCGUGUUCCUCCGCGGCGACGGCGGGGACCUCCACGUCGGCAUCCGCCGCGCCAAGCGCGGGUUCUGCGGCGCCGGCGGGGGCGGGGGCGAGGAGGCCCCGUUGCCCGGGUGGGACCACUACGCGGGCAUGGUGCGGGGCAAUGUGAGCCCGUGCGGGGCCGCCAAGGCGCAGGGCAAGGUGCGCCCGGAGGACGUGGCCGAGGCCGCGAGGCUUGCCAGCGGCGGGCAGCCGUUCGAGGUGGUGUACUACCCGCGCGCGAGCACGCCGGAGUUCUGCGUGCGCGCCGCGGCGGUCCGCGCGGCGAUGCGGGUGCAGUGGUCCCCCGGGAUGCGGUUCAAGAUGGCGUUCGAGACCGAGGACUCCUCCCGGAUCAGCUGGUUCAUGGGCACCGUCGCCGGCGUCCAGGUCGCCGACCCCAUCCGCUGGCCGCAGUCGCCGUGGCGCCUCCUUCAGGUGACCUGGGACGAGCCGGACCUCCUGCAGAACGUGAAGCGGGUGAGCCCGUGGCUAGUCGAGCUCGUGUCCAGCAUUCCGGCCAUCCACCUAUCCUCCUUCUCGCCGCCGCCCAAGAGGCCCCGGAUCCGGGCGUACCCCGAGUUCCCCUUCGAGGGACAGCUCCUCAACCCAGCGUUCCCGCCCAACCCGCUGCCACACGGCCACCAUUACCUCCACACACACCCGUCCUUCUUCCCGUUCCCGGACGGCAGUGCUCCUGCAGCCAUACAGGGAGCCAGGCAUGCGCAAUUUGUUCCACCUUUAUCAGAUCUCCACCUUACCCACCUGCAGUCGAGCCUGCUGUACCCCGGGCUCCGCCGCCCCGAUCACGUCGGUCCGGCGACCCCUCUCCCGGCGAGAAUCAGCACCGACCUGACCAUCGGCGCCGUGCCGGCGCGCGACGACGUGUCGUGCGCCCUGUCAAUGGGCGCCAGCAACAACAAGAAGCCCGGCGCCGCCAAGCCGGCGGGGCUAGUGCUGUUCGGCCGGACCAUCCUGACCGAGCAGCAGAUGAGCCUCAGCGGCUCCGGCGGCGCGACCUCCCCGGCGGCGACCGGGAACAGCUGGAACGCCGAGAAGGGCCCCAACGUCUCGGAGGGCUCGGGCUCCGGCUCCGGCGUCACCCAGAACAGCCCGACCAAGAACUGCUCGUCGUCCGAGCGGCUGCCGUGGUACAGGUACGCCUCCGAGGUCGCCGGGCUGGAGCCCGGGCAAUGCAAGGUGUUCGUCGAGUCCGACACGGUCGGCCGCAACCUCGACCUCUCGGCGCUGGGCUCGUUCGAGGAGCUCCACGGCCGCCUGUCCGAGAUGUUCUGCAUCGAGAGCGCGGAGCUGCGGAGCCGCGUGCUCUACCGCGGCGCCGCCGGUGACGUGAAGCACGCCGGCGACGAGCCCUUCAGCGUCUUCGUCAAGUCGGCACGGAGGCUCACGAUACUAACCGAUGCCGGGAGCGACAACCUAGGGAGCUAAACGAGGAGCAGUGACCAAUCCAAGCCGCAAGCAUUCCGUUCUUGGUAGUACUGCUACUACUAGCAUGUACAGGUGAACCCGCGAGGUUUUGUCCAACUCCGUUCCAGCUCUGAAGAGAGAGGGACAGAUCUCCCCGUGGCAGCUCGCAAGCAAUGCCACAAUCAUUAGCCACUUCUCCCCUUCCGUUCUCCCCGUGUAUCCUUCCUCCCUGUCAAAUGUAAAACCGUGGGGGUAACCCUAGCACUCAUCCUGUCCAUUCCUUGUCUGUAGUCUGAAUCUUUGGUCAUUCCGAUGCUCCUGUUGGCUCGA